AUGUCUGGUACGUGCGUCAUCGCCGCCAUUGCUAUUGUUGUAGCUGUAAAUAGUAUGGCUGACGCCAUUAGACUACGAGAGUACCGACGCCCACAGUGCACACCAGAGCAGACAUGUUCAUACGAAGCUUUCGGCAUGGUAUUCGCACUGUGUGACUGCCCGGGUGAAAACCAGUCAUGUCCACAAGAUGAAGAAAAUGCGGUUGAGCAUCGAGGGACACUAUAUAAUUUUUGCACUACCCGAAACGUGCCAGUGUGCGAAGACGGCCAGAUAUCUACAACAGUAAGCGGAAUUCAGACCGCAAUCUACUGUGUUUGCCCCGAUAGUAAUGAGAUGGUUCAACAACCGACUCAAAUUAAAGAUGUGACGAAUUAUACGUGCCAUCAGCUGUACUCCGAAAUCGACAAAGUUGUUCCAAAUACGAAAAACUACAACACUGGAAUGGAUCACUACAGGUGGUUUACCAGUGAUGCAUGA
Molecule: messenger RNA, 477 nt
Organism: Cooperia oncophora
Lineage: Eukaryota; Metazoa; Nematoda; Chromadorea; Rhabditida; Trichostrongylidae
Source: the annotation of a GenBank genome assembly